Protopterus annectens (West African lungfish) is the source of this 1485-nucleotide messenger RNA. Its product is annotated as GATA zinc finger domain-containing protein 14-like. The record is from RefSeq and is a predicted model, not a curated record. Bases 1 to 1485 code for a protein of 494 amino acids. The transcript has a single exon. NCBI's taxonomy places the organism in Eukaryota, Metazoa, Chordata, Ceratodontiformes, Protopteridae.
AUGAACCAAUUAACUGACAACAGCAACCAGAAGAUGAGCCAAUUAACUGACAACAGUAACCAGAAGAUGAGCCGAUUAACUGACAACAGUAACCAGAAGAUGAGCCAAUUAACUGACAACAGUAACCAGAAGAUGAGCCAAUUAACUGACAACAGUAACCAGAAGAUGAGCCAAUUAACUAACAACAGUAACCAGAAGAUGAGCCAAUUAACUGACAACAGUAACCAGAAGAUGACCCAAUUAACUGACAACAGUAACCAGAAGAUGAGCCAAUUAACUGACAACAACAACCGGAAGAUGAGCCAAUUAACUGACAACAGUAACCAGAAGAUGAGCCAAUUAACUGACAACAGUAACCAGAAGAUGAGCCGAUUAACUGACAACAGUAACCAGAAGAUGAGCCAAUUAACUGACAACAGUAACCAGAAGAUGAGCCAAUUAACUGACAACAACCGGAAGAUGAGCCGAUUAACUGACAACAGUAACCAGAAGAUGAGCCAAUUAACUGACAACAGUAACCAGAAGAUGAGCCAAUUAACUGACAACAACAACCAGAAGAUGAGCCGAUUAACUGACAACAGCAACCAUAAGAUGAGCCGAUUAACUGACAACAGCAACCACAAAAUGAGCCGAUUAACUGACAACAGCAACCAGAAGAUGAGCCGAUUAACUGACAACAGCAACCAGAAGAUGAGCCGAUUAACUGACAACAGCAACCGGAAGAUGAGCCGAUUAACUGACAACAGCAACCGGAAGAUGAGCCGAUUAACUGACAACAGCAACCAGAAGAUGAGCCGAUUAACUGACAACAACAACCAGAAGAUGAGCCGAUUAACUGACAGCAGCAACCAUAAGAUGAGCCGAUUAAAUGACAACAGCAACCACAAAAUGAGCCGAUUAACUGACAACAGCAACCAGAAGAUGAGCCGAUUAACUGACAACAGCAACCAGAAGAUGAGCCGAUUAACUGACAACAACAACCAGAAGAUGAGUCGAUUAACUGACAACAGCAACCAUAAGAUGAGCCGAUUAACUGAAAACAGCAACCACAAAAUGAGCCGAUUAACUGACAACAGCAACCAGAAGAUGAGCCGAUUAACUGACAACAGCAACCAGAAAAUGAGCCGAUUAACUGACAACAACAACCAGAAGAUGAGCCAAUUCACUGACAACAGCAACCAGAAGAUGAGCCGAUUAACUGACAACAACAACCAGAAGAUGAGCCGAUUAACUGACAACAGUAACCAGAAGAUGAGCCGAUUAACUGACAACAGUAACCAGAAGAUGAGCCGAUUAACUGACAACAGCAACCAGAAGAUGAGCCGAUUAACUGACAACAACAACCAGAAGAUGAGCCGAAUAACUGACAACAGUAACCAGAAGAUGAGCCGAUUAACUGACAACAGCAACCAGAAGAUGAGCCUAUUAACUGACAACAACAACCGGAAGAUGAGCCAAUUAACUGGACACAGAAACAGUUACUAA